This is a messenger RNA of Cicer arietinum (chickpea), 940 nucleotides long. RefSeq lists its product as uncharacterized. NCBI's taxonomy places the organism in Eukaryota, Viridiplantae, Streptophyta, Magnoliopsida, Fabales, Fabaceae. The record is from RefSeq and is a predicted model, not a curated record.
GGAAUCUUUCUUCCUCUUCAACCGUGCAGGCUGAUCCCACGUUACUCCUAUACUCCUCCUUUUUAUGCUCUCUCUCUCUCUCUCUACAUAUCUUCUCUUUCUCUCUUCUUCUCAGAGAGACAGAAGACAAACCAACAUUUUCUCAGCUUCAUUCUGGAAUGAGCUUAUAGUUAUAUAAGUUCAUGGGAUUUUCAUGCGAGGGUCACUUUGAAGAAAAAGAGAGGGAGUUUGAAUUAAUAGAUGAGACUAGUGUAACAAGACAGAACAGUAUCAUCAUGGAAGUGUAUCAUCAAAAUCAUCAUGGGGUUGAUAUAAACACAGAUUUCUUCCCAGUUGAACAUCCUAUGGAGCCACCAGAUGAAGAUCGUCCUGUGAAAUGCCCAAUGCCUGAAUCUUCAGUCAUUCGUGAUGAAAGGAUGCAUGAAAAGAGGAAUGCAGAAAGCUUAAGGAAGAGAGGGGAGAUAUCCGGGGCCAUUAUGGGACAAAGAACAGCUUCCAUGGAUACAGAAGCCCCAGCUCAAGGAGUACGAAAGCGGCAUCACACCCUCACACAUGGAUCUGUAGGAGACAUUGUGAUGACUCCAUUAAUGAGAAUGCCACCUCUCCCUCCCCUACAAUCCCAGAAUUUCACUAUCUUUCAAGUGCUUCAGCAGUUGGACAAGUUUGAGUCUUAACAAAGAAUUAAAUUCCAUUACAACAUUCCAUGCAACGAGGGAUGCAUCUUGAUCAUAACUAGGCAACAGAACUUCAAAAUAGAGCAAGACCAACCGGAAGCAUUGGUUCGCAUGAAGAACCCCAAGUUUUCAUCAUAUGUAGUUUUGUCAAAAGAACGUAUUUUUCAUGUUUUCUAUUCAUCAAGAUAUUAUUAUACUUUAAAGAGUGUUUUCAAAUGAGCAGAUAACACAAUUUCAAGUACUUGUUAAAAUGCAAGAUGGAAUUU